UGAUGUUUGAGUCCGGUGCCUAUCCACUCCCCGCCACACCAACUCUAAAUUCAUACUUCAUCUCUUCGUAGUAUGUACACUACUGAAUACUGACCGCCGGCGAGGGAAACGUAGUGCCUAAAUUAUUAUUUACUUCUAUCGCCGUCGCUUUGUGUCGUGACUUGUGGGCCAAGCGGACUGCCUAACUAUUCGAGACUCAUUGACGUCUGCCAUUAAGACAGCGUGCAGUGUUGCUUGCACAUUCGAUCGCGUAUAGAUCACCCGACGGGUGAUUGAAGACAGUUGUUGUAGUGUCCGAAAAAAACAAAUCUCGCGCAUCGGCAACGAAGACAUGGCAAAUCCACAAUACUCAACUGGUCAGUAUGGAGGUGGCGGAGGUGGUGGCGGUGUAGCUGGCGGAUACGGUGGAUAUCCAGCAUAUGGUGUUCCUCCCCCGGGACCACCAGGUUAUCAACAACCUGGGGCACCGCAGCCACAACAAACUCAACAACCACAAAGUGGAUACCCAGGUAGCGGUGGAUGGAACCAACCUCCACCACCGCCAACAGCGGCAAGCCAAGGAGGCGGAUACCCUGCUUAUGAACAACCUCCACCCAGUUUUAGACAGCAAGGAAGUCAACAAGGUUCAUUUAAUGGAUCAAGCGGUGGGAAUGGUUAUGGUGGUCCACCAUCAAGUGGUGGAUAUGGCGGACCUAGCAGUUUUGGAGGUGGUAGACAAGAACGUAGCAGCAGCAGUGGAGGAUACGAUUCCGGCGGCAGGGGUGGUUUUAACAAAGGUAGCGGAGGACCACCUAAUGAUCGUAGUGGUGACUUCAUCGUCCAAGAGGACACAAUAUUUGUUUCUGGCAUGUCUACAACCACUUCUGAAGCUGAUAUUGAACAACACUUUGGUUCAAUUGGCAUUAUCAAGACUGAUAAAAAAACCGGAAAGCCUAAAAUUUGGAUGUACAAUGACAAAGCGAGUGGAAGACCUAAAGGGGAAGCAACUGUUACAUAUGAUGAUGCUCAUUCUGCAAAUAGUGCUAUAUCCUGGUUUAAUGGUAAAUCAUUCAAUGGAUCUACAAUAAAUGUCCAAUUAGCCACAAAGAGAGAUAAUUGGCAAGGAGGACGUGGCGGUGGUACAACUGGUGGAAGUACUCGUGGUAGUAGUGGUAGAGGUGGUGGAGGACGUGGAGGAUAUGGUGGUGGUUAUCAAAUGGAUGAUCCUGUAUCAGACGAUCCAUCAGAAGGAGGCGGAGGAUUCUAUGGUGGCCCCAGAGGUGGAAGAGGCGGCGGUAGCAGAGGUCGUGGUGGUGGUAGAGAUGAUCGUGGACCACCCCCAGACCGUAGAAGAGAUGACCGUAUGAGCAGUGGAGGUGGCAGAGGCGGUGGCCGCGGAGGUGGUGGAAAUGAUUCAGGUGGCCGUGACGGUGACUGGAAAUGUUCAAAUCCCACUUGUGCCAACACUAACUUCUCUUGGCGUCAGAACUGUAACAGAUGCAACGAGCCAAGGCCCGAAGGAUUUGGUGAUAGUGGUGGCAGACGAGGAGGUGGUAUGGGUGGUGGGCGUGGUGGACCACCCAUGCGCGGCGGACGUGGUGGUGGAAUGGGAGGUGGUCGUGGCGGUCCUAGUAUGGGCGGUAGUCGUGGUGGUCUUGGCGGUGGUGGAGGCGGAGGAGGUAGAGGUGGUUUUGGAGGAGGUGGCAGAGGAGGACCUGGCGGCCGCGGAGGUGGCGGUGGUGGACGAGGUGGUGGACCAAUGAGAGAUGAUAGAAGAGGAGACAGAAACCGUCCAUAUUAAUUAUUAAUAAUAACAAAAACAAAAACUAAAUAUUUUUAGCAGUCUAAUUUUUUUUAUACAUUCUUUUAUUGACGAUUUAUGCUUUGUGUAAUUGUAGCUAGAUAAAACUUUACUAGGUAGUAAAUUGCAGAAGUCUAGAAGUUCAUGAUUAUUAUUAGUUUUUCUUUUAUGUAAAUAAAUAAUAAGGUAAUCAUAUAAAUGUGAUGAACAACAAGAUUUCUGUAACCAUGUAUUGUUUUUUAUUCUAAUUUGAAUGAAAUCAUAAUUUUUUUCAUUGUUUAGAGUAUUGUUUGUGACUUCUCAACCUCAUUAUUCAUAAUAAAAUUACUUGUAUUGAGUAUUAUUAUAUAGAUACCGAUAUUGUUUUUUGUAACUUUUAAAUAAUAACGUCAAUAAUUAAUUAUUUCA
This is a messenger RNA of Metopolophium dirhodum (rose-grain aphid), 2188 nucleotides long. RefSeq names its product RNA-binding protein cabeza (gene caz). The record is from RefSeq and is a predicted model, not a curated record. Gene Ontology annotation, cellular component: nucleus. Bases 332 to 1780 code for a protein of 482 amino acids. The transcript is spliced from 10 exons. Lineage: Eukaryota; Metazoa; Arthropoda; Insecta; Hemiptera; Aphididae. Gene Ontology annotation, biological process: regulation of DNA-templated transcription. Gene Ontology annotation, molecular function: RNA binding; transcription coregulator activity.